Cololabis saira (Pacific saury) is the source of this 3703-nucleotide messenger RNA. RefSeq names its product gem (nuclear organelle) associated protein 4 (gene gemin4). The record is from RefSeq and is a predicted model, not a curated record. NCBI's taxonomy places the organism in Eukaryota, Metazoa, Chordata, Actinopteri, Beloniformes, Belonidae. Gene Ontology annotation, cellular component: SMN complex. The coding region runs from base 115 to 3537 and encodes 1140 amino acids. The transcript is spliced from 6 exons. Gene Ontology annotation, biological process: spliceosomal snRNP assembly; rRNA processing.
CAGGAAGUUGGUCCACGCUGUCUCUGCAGGAGGCGGUUCGCGGUUGUUGCACUUCGAAAACAACACAUUUACGGACUGUAAACGAUGGAUUAACGGCGUUUAUAAACCGAAACAAUGACAGCGAUUAUGACCAAAGAAUCAGCAGUUCUUGAGGGUGCUUUCCUCUCGGCAGAUAAACUGUGUCGCCCCGCAUCCCUGUCCUCAGUUCAGAAAGCUGAAUGGAACCAGGUGGGGAAACCCAUCCUUCAGGCAGUCGGACAAAUCUGCAGACAGGAUGAACCCGACAGUCAUCCCGACCCGCAGGUUUUGAACUGGAAAAAAAGGAUAAUUUGUAUUGUUUGGCAGAAGUUGUUGUGUGCAGAAGCCAAGGAAGAUGUUGAGGAAACAUGGAGGGAGAACUCUUUAUUCUGUCUCCAGAACAGCCUUCCUGAGGUUAAUUCUGUUGUCCUGCUGGAAUUGGUAAAGUCAACAGCCGCUGCAAAGAUUUUUGCAAAUUUUCUUCUGCAUCUUCCUCUACCUUCAAUCUGCAUUGAGCUGAAGAGGCUGGCCCAGCAUGUUAGAAGCGAUCCCAAAAGGGAAGAGGAUGUCCAAUUUCUUCUGGAUGUGUGGCGUGAACUGUGGAAAGGCAAACAUGAAACAAAAGUGAGAGACGGUGAAUGUAUUGAAAUUAUGUUUGCUAGCCAUUUUGCGCGUCUCUCCUCAAAGUCCUGUAGUCUGUCCCCUCAGGCUGCUAAAAGACUAAAGCUAGACACGCCAGGUUUGCCAGCAUCAUCAGCAAACACUGAUGUUUUGCACAUUCUUCUUCAUACCCUGAAGGACAUGACAGAUCAGGUAUCCUCAACAGACCUGUGUUUCCAGUCCCUGUCCGUUUCCCUGGAUGCUCUUUACACAUCUUUCUUGAUAGACCAAGAAGUCAUACUUUCAGUCAAGGAGAAGUUGUGCAUCCUGUGUAAAUUCAUUAGCGCCGGAGGAAAGAAAGAGAACGUAACUGCAGAACUCGUUCAUGAGGCUCAACGAAACCUGCAUGCUUCUCAUUCACCUUCUCAGUUUCAACCCAACGUGAUGAAACUUGGUGAAGCCCUGAAGAUUAUAACAGAACUCGCACAGUGUUGGCGAGACAGGAAUGUCCUCAACAUAUGUGACGGCUCAGUUUCUUCCAACUCUGUGUUACAGCUCGAACAAAGUAUUCAGAGAGUCGUGACUGCUCUUGAAGUCAAACAUCCCACCGCUGUGACUGAGAAGAAUAUACUGGAACAUUUACUGACGUCACUAGCUUUCCCUACCAUCGAGAGCAGCCCUGAAGUGCACGCAAAAGUCAUCACCACCAUUAUUCGUCACCGACUAGAAGACUACAAAAAUGUGGCUGUGCUGUUUGCCACCGAGACGUCUCUAGAUUGUGAUGAACGCUGGAUGGACUGCCUGGAGAGGAACCAAGCUGCUUUUCAGCAACACGGCAUCGUCGUGAGCCUCUCAUCCACCCUCAUGACUAAACUGCACGGGGGGAGUUCAGAUGUUGGCCGUAACAGGAAAUUGAUGAAGAUCAUUGCAGAUAUUUUCUCUGCACUUUCUUUAGAAGAUAAGAACAAAGCCCUGGGUGCCAUGGUGAGAUUAUCCAGCAGGGGGUUCUUCGGGGGCUCCGUUCCCUCUGCUGUCACUCAAGGGUUCGAACAGGAACUCAACAUGGCCUUCAACUGCAUCAUCCAAGGAGGAGGCGGGACGCCAGCAGCAGUGUCACAGGGCACCCUUACCACAGCGGUGUCUUUAGUAGCCAGGGUGGCCUUUCAAAACCCAGAGGCUGCUUUGAGGUCCUGCUGCCAUUCUGCUGUCUUUAAUAAAGGCGCUUUCUCUAUUGUGGGACAGAUUCUGCAGCAACUGCCUGGACUUCGAGGUCAGAGUGGAGUUAAAGAUGAAGAAGAAACAAAAGAUACAGAGGGAAAAAAACAUGUAGGGAGGAACGCGGUGAGGGCUUGUAGUCUGCUCUGCAGGUGUUUAAAGGAGAUGCUUCGGAACAAAUCGCUCUCAGCCAACGAUAAAGAACAGUUUGUCAAGUUUGUGGGCUUGCUGAUGUUGCCUGACGCGCACGAGGAGCAGGGACGAAGCUUUCUGUCACCCCAAGAGGUUGUGAACAACUUUGUCCUGCCUAACAUCUCUGCUGAAGGUCGCUCUUCUGUCAAUACAGACUUGGGUUUGCAACUUCUCCACAUUGCUUUGUCGAUGGACAUCCAGGAACCCCAACACCCCUCGUGCCACUGGAUGUUGAACUGCUCUCCUGUUCCCCUACUCUAUAUCCUGGCUCAGCUUUACAACCAAGCUAGCAGAUGCUGGGACCAGCCUCAAGAGAGUACUAUCCACCUCCACUUCAUGAGCUCCAAAGAGCUACUUGUGUCCAUUCUGACCAGACUGGGUCAGGUGGUGGGUUCAGUGGUGGAGGCGGUCCCCAGCAAAUGGUCAAGAGCUUUGUUCUGGCUCUACAACAAGAUGGAGGAACUGGACUGGACAGCUCGGUUUUACCUGAAGCCUGUGUGGGGACAACAUUUUAAAAAUGAGGUGCCUUCAUCCCUGCUGGCAGUGUGUGAUCUGCCUGAACAGGACUGGUCAGGCUUGGAUCUGCCUCAGUAUGGGCAGGGCACAGGUCUUUUAGCCUGGCUGGAGUGCUGCUGUGUCUCUGACUCCCUGAAGUCCACCAUGCUGUCCUGUCUCUCUCUGGAUCAGCGCCAGCCCGACCACGUCAACAUGUUCAGCAAAGGCUUGCUGGUGGCUCUGACCCAAAUCCUCCCCUGGUGCUCCAUCUCCCAGUGGACCAGACUUCUGAGAGUCCUAAGGGAGCUGAUUACGUCUGGCCGCUUGAACGUCCCUUUCUCUCUGGAGUAUGUCGACUAUCUUCCACUUCUGGAUCUAAGGCAAUUUUCCUGUGACCUGCGCCUGUCAGUUCUCCUGCUCCGAGUAUUUCAGCUGCUCUGUGGGUCCAGCUGCUCUCAUUGGCUGUCAGCUAGUGGCUGUUCCCAUGUCAGCAGGUUGUAUGCCCACGCUGUGAGGGAUAUAAUAAACUCUGUUAAAGCCAAGCUGCCGCUCUCUUCACCUGGCGCUGCAGCCGGUUCUGCUUCAAUAUCUCUGAAACCACCUGCAUCCAUAGAGUCAAGUCCCUGUCACAUUUCUCUUGAACCUCCUACAAUGUAUGAAGACCCUCUGACAGACUCUGGAAACUCUGCUUGGGUAUCAAGAGAGUCUCAUUUGGAGAUUGAGGGGGAGGCAGCUCCAAGCCAGGAGGUUCUUUUUGUUCUCAGCCAGCUCUUUUGCCAUGUGCAACACAUCCAGGUGAUGAUACCUGGAGGCCAGUCCGAGUCUCUGUUCCUGUGCAGUCUGGAGAUCCUUAGUCACUAUGAGGCCACCAUGGCUACUUUCCCAGACAGCUGUGGCCCACUGGAGUGCAACAACACCCGCCAUUUCUUUUCCACCAUCACAGACAAUCUGGACAACCAGGAGAUGAAAGCUGUUCUGCUGCAAAAGAUCGCUCAGCUCGUGUCUUCAGCAGCUUAAUGCCAUCAUGCAACAUGUCAUGUUUUUCACUGAAAACUGUUGUUCACUGUAUUUAAGAACCAAAGACAGUGUCGUAUUUUCUUACUGUAGCAGAGAAUAAGCUGAGUUUGGAAUCUAAGAAAAUUAAAAAUGUGACAUUUUCCAGCAUGUCUUUGUGUUGCUCAAU